ACUUUUACAUGAAUCACAAGAAGAAGAAGAAGGAAAAAAGGAGAACCAAACUCCUUAAAUACCCUUCAGUGUUUCAGGACCUCAGUGAGUGAACUCAGAGUCAACAACAAUGAUCGGUUUAUUGCUGCUGCUGCUGCUGGUCCCUCAGUCCUCCACUGGGCCUCUGAGGUCCGACGACGACGACGGCUGGUUUGUAGCAGAGAAGUACCUCCGUCGCCUCUAUGGUUUGUCACCUGGUCUCCGAGGUGCACGAACUUCUUCAAGUGAAUUUCAGACCAAAAUUAAGGAAAUGCAAAGAUUCUUCAAGCUGAAGGUAACUGGGAAUCUCGAUGAUAACACUUUGGAUCUGAUGAAAGAGCCCAGAUGUGGUGUGCCAGAUGUUGCAGAGUAUAACCACUUUCCUCGAGACCUCAAAUGGAUGACCAACGCUAUCACAUUCAGGAUCUUGAACUACACCCCUGAUCUGAAGAAGUCCGAUGUAGACAGAGCCAUUCGCACGGCACUAAAUGUUUGGGCUGACGUCACCCCUUUGACUUUUAAAAAGCUGUACCAGGGCAACGCCGACAUCAUGAUCAGCUUUGGAACAAAAGAACACGGAGACCACAACCCAUUUGAUGGCCCAGACGGCCUGCUGGCUCAUGCCUACCCUCCGGGCCAGGGCAUCGGAGGAGACACUCACUUCGAUGAGGACGAACACUGGACCAAAGAUUCAUCGACUUACAACCUGUUCAUAGUGGCAGCCCACGAGUUGGGCCACGCCCUCGGUAUGUCCCAUUCAUCAGACCCUGGUGCCUUGAUGUACCCCGUUUACUCCUACGCCACUGGUUACCCACUGUCUGUAGAUGACAUCAAUGGAAUUCAAGCACUGUAUGGUCCCAACCCAGACUCAAAGAAAGUACAGCCCAAACCUGAUGCACCAACCAAAUGUGACCCCAUGUUGAGUUUUGAUGCUGUCACAGAGCUCAGAGGAGAAACCAUCAUCUUCAAAGACGAGUAUUAUUGGCGUCUCCAUCCUCAGAUGCCAGAACCUGAGCAGACUCUAAUCAAGUCCACCUGGCCCUCCAUUUCAAAGAAAGUGGACGCAGCUUACGAAAACCCCGAGAAAGAUUUAGUCAUCAUAUUCAGUGGAAUUCGAAUGUGGGCUUUGAAUGGAUAUAAUCUUGUGGAUGGUUACCCAAAGUACAUCCACAAGCUUGGUCUUCCUAAGAAGAUAAGGAAAGUAGAUGCAGCUGUGCACAUUAAAGACACUGGGAAAACUUUACUCUUCACUGAGGAAGAGUAUUGGAGCUACGAUGAAGAAACGGGCACCAUGGACACUGGCUACCCUCGAUCCAUUGAGGAAGACUUUCCAGGAAUGGAUGACGAAGUCGACGCUGCUGUUUUCCAACAUGGAUACUUAUAUUUCUUCCAUGAUCACCUGCAGUAUGAGUACAGUUACACCUCAAGGAAGGUCAUCCGCAUAAUGAGAACCAACUCGUUCCUCAACUGCUGAUGAGACGAAUCAUCACUCAGGACUUCAGAAACCUCAUGAAUGAUUUUAGCUAGCUGUAAUUUAUAUUAAAAAAAUAUAUUAAAAUCAGUAAACUGAAAAACAACUCAAAGAUAUUGAAAUUGUUACCAGUGCUGGACACAGAAAAUUCAAUGAAAAUAUAUGAACUCCUAUUAAAAUGUUUUAUAUGUGUUCUUACAUCUUUAGCAAGCUGCAAUGUUUCUUAUUCCCACUGGUCUGUGACCUUAUUAUCAUGAUGUGCUUUUUAUUUUAACUUAUUAAUUUAUUUCAGUAUUUGACUAUAAAUCUUUUGUAUGUUUAGUUAAUUGUUCAUCCAGCUGGAUUUCUUAACUUCUUUCUUUAAAAGAUGUUCUCCUCAGUGAAUAAAAAAUUAGGUAAAAAAAAAAUAAUAAAUGAACUCCAAAACAAACACAAAUUUGCUGUAAAUGCUGCAUCAUUACAAUGUUUGUGGAAAGCAACUUAUUGAAUAAAAAAAUCUGUAA
Molecule: messenger RNA, 1992 nt
Organism: Austrofundulus limnaeus
Lineage: Eukaryota; Metazoa; Chordata; Actinopteri; Cyprinodontiformes; Rivulidae
Gene: mmp13b
Product: matrix metallopeptidase 13b
Exons: 11
Coding region: 110-1492 (460 amino acids)
Biological process (GO): extracellular matrix organization; proteolysis; collagen catabolic process
Cellular component (GO): extracellular matrix
Molecular function (GO): metalloendopeptidase activity; zinc ion binding
Source: RefSeq, a predicted model, not a curated record